Messenger RNA from Seriola dumerili (greater amberjack), 5833 nucleotides. Its product is annotated as ras-specific guanine nucleotide-releasing factor 2-like. Gene Ontology annotation, biological process: phosphocreatine biosynthetic process; small GTPase-mediated signal transduction. The record is from RefSeq and is a predicted model, not a curated record. NCBI's taxonomy places the organism in Eukaryota, Metazoa, Chordata, Actinopteri, Carangiformes, Carangidae. Bases 333 to 5561 code for a protein of 1742 amino acids. Gene Ontology annotation, molecular function: guanyl-nucleotide exchange factor activity; creatine kinase activity; protein binding. The transcript is spliced from 36 exons. Gene Ontology annotation, cellular component: mitochondrion.
UCUGCGGCUCCGCUCGGGAGGAGAGCCCCGCAUGAAAGCCCCUCAAUCCGGCGAGCUGCUGAGGGUGAUGUGCGCUGCUCCGCGGACACUCCAACUUUUUAUACCAUGGUAAGCCUGGAUUACCUUUCCCUGCACACGGAGAUAUUAACCGCUUUCUCCUCGGUAUCCUUCCGCUAAAUAUAACGGCAGUGUGGGAGCAGACGCGGGAGAUGUGAUGUGAUGUGAUGCCGCUGGGGACCGUUUGAAGUUGGCACCAAAAUAAUAAUAAUACUAGUAGUAAUAAUAAUAAUAAUAAAAAAAAAACCCGCACAUAACUCCGGGGUGAACGUAAAAUGCAGAAGAGCGUGCGGUACAAUGAGGGCCACGCUCUGUAUCUGUCGGUGGUUGCGCGUAAAGAGGGCACCAAGCGCGGCUUCCUGAGCAAGAAGACCACGGAGAACAGCCGCUGGACCGAGAAGUACUUCGCCCUCUACCAGAACGUGCUCUUCUACUUCGAGAACGACCAGAGCACCAGGCCCUCCGGUAUUUACCUGCUGGAGGGAUGCACCUGCGAGCGGGCACCGGCUCCCAAGGUCUCCGCCAUCAGCAAGGAGCCCAUGGAGAAACAGCAGCACUACUUCCUGGUCAUCUUCGGCCACGAGGGACAGAAACCCCUGGAGCUGCGGACGGAGGAGGAGUCAGACUGUAACGAGUGGGUGGAGUGUAUCACGCAGGCCAGUUACUCUGACAUCAUCAUCGAGCGUGAGAUCCUGAUGCAGAAGUACAUCCACCUGGUCCAGAUCAUGGAGACCGAGAAGAUCGCGGCCAAUCAGCUUCGCACUCAGCUGGAGGACCAGGACACUGAGAUUGAGAGGCUGAAAGCCGAGAUUGUGGUGCUGAACAAAGCCAAGGAAAGGAUGCAGCCUCACCAGAACAACCAAGAGGAGGAAGACCCCGAUAUUAAAAAGAUCAAAAAGGUGCAAAGUUUCAUGCGCGGCUGGCUGUGCCGAAGGAAGUGGAAGAUCAUUGUGCAGGAUUACAUCUGUUCCCCCCACGCCGAGAGCAUGAGGAAGAGGAACCAGAUCGUCUUCAACAUGGUGGAGGCCGAAACCGAGUACGUCCACCAGCUGUCCAUCCUGGUCAACUGCUUCCUCAGGCCGCUGCGCAUGGCCGCCAGCUCCAAGAAACCUCCCAUCAGCCACGACGACGUCAGCAGCAUCUUCCUCAACAGUGAGACCAUCAUGUUCCUGCACGAGAUCUUCCACCAGGGUCUGAAGGCCCGGAUCGCCAACUGGCCCACACUGGUCCUGGCCGACCUGUUCGACAUCCUGCUGCCCAUGCUGAACAUCUACCAGGAGUUUGUGCGUAACCACCAGUACAGUCUGCAGGUCCUGGCCAACUGCAAGCAGAACAGAGACUUCGACAAGCUGCUCAAACAGUACGAGUCCAACGCGGCGUGUGAGGGCCGGAUGCUGGAGACGUUCCUCACGUACCCCAUGUUCCAGAUCCCACGUUACAUCAUCACCCUCCACGAGCUGCUGGCUCACACACCUCACGAACAUGUGGAGCGCAAAAGUCUGGAGUUCGCCAAAUCCAAACUGGAGGAGCUGUCCAAGAUGAUGCAUGAUGAAGUGAGCGACACAGAGAACAUCAGGAAGAAUCUGGCCAUAGAGAGGAUGAUCGUAGAGGGAUGUGACAUCCUGUUAGACACCAGCCAGACCUUCGUCAGACAAGGCUCUCUCAUCCAGCUGCCGUCCAGCAGCGAGCGGGGCGUGCUCAGUAAGGUCCGCCUGGGCUCCCUCUCUCUGAGGAAGGAGGGGGAGAGGCAGUGCUUCCUGUUCACCAAGCACUUCCUCAUCUGUACCAGAACAUCUGGAGGGAAGCUUCACCUGCUCAAGCAAGGAGGGACGCUGUCUCUGAUCGAGUGCACGCUGAUCGAAGAGCUGGACGCCAGCGACGAGGACUACAACGCCGCGGGUCAAGGCUUCAACCACCUGGAGUUUAAAAUCGUGGUGGAGCCUCCUGACGGUCAGUCCUUCUCCGUCGUCCUCUUGGCUCCUUCCCGCCAGGAGAAGGCAGCGUGGACCAGCGACAUCAGCCAGUGCAUCGAUAACAUCCGGUGUAACGGCCUGAUGACCAGCGUGUUCGAGGAGAACUCCAAAGUUUCUGUGCCGCACAUGAUCAAGUCGGACGCCCGGCUGCACAAAGACGACGUCGACAUCUGCUUCAGCAAGACGCUCAACUCCUGCAAGGUGCCACAGAUCCGAUACGCCAGCGUGGAGCGUCUGCUGGAGCGACUGACGGACCUGCGCUUCCUCUCCAUUGACUUCCUCAACACCUUCCUCCACACCUACAGGAUCUUCACCACCGCCGCCGUGGUCAUCGACAAGCUGGCCGACAUCUACAAGAAGCCGUUCACCUCCAUCCCCGUCAGGAUCGAGCAACAUUCAUGUGACCGUCUGUCCAUCAUGUCCCUGUGUCCUGACUACAGUCUGAAGAUCACUCAGCUGGCUCUGGACCAGUCCAAGUCUCUGGAGCUCUUCUUCGCCACCAACCAGGGCGCGUGGGCGACGGACCCCUUGAACAACAAAUCCCCGAGACUCUGCCGCAAGUUCUCCUCUCCCCCUCCCCUCUCCAUCCCCUCCCGCACCUCCUCCCCCGUCCACUGCCGCAAACUCUCCCUCAGUUCCCCUAUCAGUGCGAAAGCAGGAGCCUUGGACCUGUCCACCACCCCCUCCUCCUCUGCGGCCAACUCCCCCACCUCCAGCCACAGCCCCUCCAUCUCCUCUCCUCCCCCCGGCUCGACCAGGCCGCCCUCCGGCUUUUCCUCCCCUCCGCCCACCGCCACGCGCUCUCCCAGCCUCCCCCAGGCCUCUGGGGUGUCCUCGCCGCCCCCCAUCUCCACCAAGGCCCCGCUGGACCUCAGCCGCGGUCCCAGCUCCCCAGAGCUGAGCCCAGCUGCAGCGGAGGACGUCAGCGGCGAGCUGCCGCGCAUCGACGCCUUCUGUGGGAAGCUGAGGCGAAGCAUCCGCAGGGCUGUUUUAGAGUCAGUGUCUCUGGAUAAGUUCCUCCCUGAAUCACCUGCCAGCAGCGAGCCGAGCGACAUGUCGCCCUGUCGCUCGCCUUCGACACCGCGGCAUCUACGCUACCGACAGUCAGGAGAGCAGGCAUGUGCUGCUGCUGCUUGUCUGNUGGGAGGGGAGGGGGGGGUGGGGGGGGGUAGGGUGCUGUGUGGGAAGGUGUUUUCUAAUCUUUACAUUUCUUUCCUCCCAGGUUUCAGUAAUUCUGAAAAAACCUGUGACAAAGAGUUCAUCAUCCGCAGAGCUGCGACCAACAGAGUCCUCAACGUGCUGCGACACUGGGUCUCCAAACACUCCCAGGACUUUGAACUGAACAGUGACCUGAAGACGGGAGUGAUCGGUCUGUUGGACGAGGUGCUGCGAGAUCCAGACCUGCUGCCGCAAGAGAGGAAAGCAACAACUAAUAUAUUAAGUGCCCUUUCUCAAGAUGAACAGGACGACGCUCAGCUGAAGAUAGAGGACAUCCUGCAGAUGGCGGAGAGUCCUAAAGCAGAGUGUUUUGAGUCCCUGUCGGCGAUGGAACUGGCCGAACAGAUCACACUGCUGGAUCACAUCGUGUUCAGGAGCAUCCCCUACGAGGAGUUCCUGGGUCAGGGCUGGAUGAAGGUCGACAAAACGGAGAGGACGCCGUACAUCAUGAAGACGAGCCAGCACUUCAACGACAUGAGUAACCUGGUGGCGUCUCAGAUCAUGACCCAUACUGACGUGGGCUCCCGGGCCAGCUCCAUAGAGAAGUGGCUGGCGGUGGCCGACAUCUGUCGCUGCCUCAACAACUACAACGGCGUGCUGGAGAUCACCUCCGCGCUCAACCGCAGUGCCAUCUACAGGCUGAAGAAGACCUGGGCCAAAGUCUGCAAACAGACCAAGGCGCUGAUGGACCGGCUGCAGAAGACGGUGUCAUCAGAGGGGAGGUUCAAGAAUCUCAGAGAGACGCUGAAAAACUGUAACCCUCCGUGUGUGCCGUACCUGGGCAUGUACCUCACCGACCUGGCUUUCAUUGAGGAGGGGACGCCCAACUUCACAGAGGAGGGCCUGGUUAACUUCUCCAAGAUGAGGAUGAUUUCUCACAUCAUCCGGGAGAUUCGUCAGUUCCAGCAAGCACCUUACAGGAUAGAGCACCAACCCAAGGUGACUCAGUUCCUCCUGGAUAAGACACUAGUGAUGGAUGAAGACACCCUGUACGAGCUGUCACUGAAGAUCGAACCCCGACUCUUUUACUUCCGACACAGAGUUACGCAACGAGCGGAAAAGAUGGCGAGCUCUUUCACACGUCUGAUCUCUGGCCGCAACAAGGCUGUGCUGUUGGCCAGCUUGGGCGCGGGAACGAUGGCGACCGGCUUCUUGUUGAGCGACAGCUCCCUGGCUGCUGAGGCCAAGAAGAAGCUUUAUCCCCCCAGCUCUGACUUCCCUGACCUGAGGAAACACAACAACUGCAUGGCCGCGGCUCUGACUCCGGCCAUUUACGCCAAACUGAGGGACAAGGUGACCCCCAACAACUGGACCCUGGACCAGUGCAUCCAAACCGGAGUCGACAACCCCGGACACCCCUUCAUCAAGACAGUGGGCUGCGUGGCUGGCGACGAGGAGAGCUACGAGGUGUUUGGCGAGCUCUUUGACCCCGUCAUCAAAGACAGGCACAACGGCUACGACCCCAGAACCAUGACACACCCCACUGACCUGGAUUCCUCCAAGCUGACCCACGGCAUGUUUGAUGAGCAUUACGUUCUUUCCUCCCGUGUCCGAACCGGCCGCAGUAUCCGCGGGCUGAGCCUCCCCCCGGCCUGUUCGAGGGCCGAGCGCCGUGAGGUGGAGCGGGUGGUGGUGACGGCCCUGGCCGGCCUGAAGGGAGACCUGGCUGGACAUUACUACAGCCUGGGAGACAUGACGGAGAAGGAGCAGCAGCAGCUCAUUGAUGACCACUUCUUGUUUGACAAGCCUGUCUCUCCGUUGUUGACAUGUGCCUUUAUGGCCAGAGACUGGCCAGACGCCAGGGGCAUCUGGCACAACAACGAGAAGACCUUCCUGAUCUGGGUGAACGAGGAGGACCACACCAGAGUCAUCUCCAUGGAGAAGGGAGGCAACAUGAAGAGGGUGUUUGAGAGGUUCUGCAGAGGACUCAAGCAGGUGGAGCAUCUGAUCCAGGAGAGAGGCUGGGAGUUCAUGUGGAACGAGCGUCUGGGCUACGUCCUCACAUGUCCCUCCAACUUGGGCACCGGCCUCAGGGCGGGUGUGCAUGUACGCCUGCCAAAGCUCAGCAAGGACGCACGUUUCUCCAAGAUCCUGGACAACCUGCGGCUGCAGAAGAGAGGCACAGGAGGAGUGGACACCGCCGCCACCGGAGACACCUUCGACAUUUCCAACAACGACCGUCUGGGCAAGUCUGAGGUGGAGCUGGUGCAGCUGCUGGUCGACGGAGUCAACUACCUGAUUGAGUGUGAGAAGAGGCUGGAGAAGGGCCAGGACAUCAAAGUCCCGGCUCCCAUCGCUCAGUUCAGGAAGUAAAGAGCUGGACUCAUGAUGCCGUCAGCGUUGGCAGGAGGUCAGCUCUCUGUUCGCUCGCUCCCUCCCUCCCAAACCGAGCCCGCGGAGAAAACCUCAGAACGACGUCGGUCCGCCGCCACAGAGGAGGCUGCUCCUUUACACCUCCCUCACUAAGAUUUCAAAUCUUUAGUGUAGCCUAAACUUAGACAUGGUCUGCUGUUAGGGGAAAAUUCUACCUCAAGUUAAGGUCUUCACUGUAACCCUGACUCCAAUAAAGCCGACAGUAUCAAACA